AUCCGGAUGUUUCUUUCCUCACAGGUACAGACCAUUAUGAUCCCCAGCAAACUGCAGAUCUGUUUGCUGAUAGCCGGCUAUCUCACUUAUCUCAUGGUGGGAGCCAGCAUAUUCCAAGUUCUAGAAAGAGAUGAAGACAGAAAGCAACAAGCCGCAGUGUUAAGAAUGAAGGAGGAUUUUUUACAGAAUUUCAGUUCCCUCACUCCAGUGGAGGUAGAAAUCUUUGUGAAGAAACUGACGGAAGCGGUCCGGAUGGGAAUGGAUCCGACAGGAAACGAGAACAGCAACUGGGAUUUCAGCAACUCUUUCUUCUUUGUAGGCUCCAUGUUAUCCACAAUAGGCUAUGGAAAUCUUUCUCCCAAAACAGCAGGAGGCCAGCUCUUCUGUGUCGUUUUUGCUCUCUUCGGCAUCCCCUUGAACAUCGUCUUCUUGCACCACAUUGGCAAGAUUCUCUCGCUGCUGUGUGAAAGGCUUGCUAAAUGCCUGUACAGGAAGGGUGUAAAGAAGAAAACAACAAGGGUUUUGACUCUUCUGUUCUUCCUGGUGAUGGGAAUUCUAGUUUUCAUCUGUGUGCCGUCAGUCAUCUUCCAAGUGAUGGAGGAUUGGACUUACAGCGAAGCAAUUUAUUUUGCAUUUAUUACCCUCAGCACAAUUGGUUUUGGAGAUUAUAUAAUAGGGAGACAGCAAAGCAAGAGAUAUUUUCCCUAUUACCGAAUGUUGGUAGCAAUCUGGAUUAUCUUUGGACUUGCAUGGAUAGCCCUUCUGUUUAAUUUACUGACAAAUUUACUGGAAGAUCCGGAUGCGAAGCCGGCGGAAGAACUCCUCCCAGUCAAGCCAUCAACACGAAGAAAGAGGAAGUCAAAAGGGUGUCCCGCGGAUCAGUUUCCACUUGAAAAUGGCUUAUAAUUACAUUCCAGUGGCGACGAACUGGAAAAGCAGUUAUAGCAGAAAGACAAUUAUAGCUUUGGAAAUCACACAUCAUUGGGGAUUUCUGGUGGAUUCUAGACAAUUAAGCAGAUUGUUAACGAUGAUAAGCAUCAUGUAAUUUCAAAUAAAAUUUGAAUGGUCAUGGAAUACUGGUUAUUGUUCUAAAGCUGCAUAUCGCCUGUCUUUACUUUAAUAAAGUAUCUUUAGCCAAAAA
This is a messenger RNA of Sphaerodactylus townsendi, 1141 nucleotides long. RefSeq names its product potassium channel subfamily K member 16-like. The transcript is spliced from 5 exons. Gene Ontology annotation, cellular component: membrane. Gene Ontology annotation, molecular function: potassium ion leak channel activity. The coding region runs from base 7 to 906 and encodes 299 amino acids. Gene Ontology annotation, biological process: stabilization of membrane potential; potassium ion transmembrane transport. Lineage: Eukaryota; Metazoa; Chordata; Lepidosauria; Squamata; Sphaerodactylidae. The record is from RefSeq and is a predicted model, not a curated record.